This is a messenger RNA of Hemicordylus capensis (graceful crag lizard), 4937 nucleotides long. RefSeq names its product nuclear GTPase, germinal center associated (gene NUGGC). The transcript has 19 exons. Lineage: Eukaryota; Metazoa; Chordata; Lepidosauria; Squamata; Cordylidae. Bases 98 to 2410 code for a protein of 770 amino acids. The record is from RefSeq and is a predicted model, not a curated record. Gene Ontology annotation, molecular function: GTPase activity.
CAACGAUGAGGGCAGGGGCGGCAGGGAAGAACUCUGCCGCCCCCAAAACUUUGCACCAAAGUGCAGCGCUGUGUGUGUGUGUGAAGUGGCAGGAGGGAUGAUGGCCUGUUCCAGUCCUGCUGCCAUAGUGGUUGAAAAGGAAGAAGAAGAUGAGACGCAGCUUAUAGACCAAAGAGGUGCAGCCGUGGAAGACAUGCCUGAAACGCCUCCCAAGCGAAGGAAAAUGGGGAACAAGUAUGGAGCGUUUGAAUCCAAGGAGCAGGAGCAGCUGAAGAAGUGUGAAAAGCUGGAAUCCAAGGCAAGGAAAGUUCUCAACAUGGCAUAUGAGAAAUUGUUCACUGCUUUGUCCCGGGGCCAAAUGCCAGAUGGAAUUAAAUAUCUCAAGGAGCGUAUGGACACCUUGAAGAAAAAGACUUCCUUGGACCCCAUUUGCAUCGGGUUCCUUGGACGUACCGGGGCAGGGAAGAGUUCUCUGCUCAAUGCCAUGAUAGGGAAGAGGCUGUUCUUGCCAGUUUCUGGGAACAGGGCGUGCACUUCUUGCAUCGUGCAGGUGAAGAGAAGCAAAAAUGACUACUGUGAAGCUACGAUUCACCUUCUCUCCGAAGAGGAAUGGAAGGAUGAGCUGAAGAAUCUUGUGGAGGUUUUGCGCAAAACUGGGGAUGACUAUGAAGAUGACAACUCUGAUGAGAGUGUGAGCGAAGCCAUAGAUAAGCUCUGUACACUUUAUGGGGCUGGAGCCGAAAACAAAAGUUACGAAGAAUUGCUGCAGACAAAAAUGACGGUGACUAUUCCUGCAAGAAGAGUAAUUCAGCUCAAGGAAAAGGAGGCAGAGGGGUUCUCCAAAGCUCUAGAUCCAUAUAUUCGUGUCGGGGAUGGAGACUGCAAAGCACUCUGUCCCUGGCCAUUGAUUAAGAAUGUGGAAGUGACUAUUCCAGGAUCAGAUAUUCUUCCAGAAGGCAUCACGUUUGUGGACAUUCCUGGCACAGGAGACUUUAACAGCAAAAGGGAUGAAAUGUGGGAAAAGAGCAUUGAAACGUGUUCAGUCCUCUGGAUUAUUAGCGACAUUGAGCGUGUCCUAGGAGAGAAAGUCCAAGGAUCAUUGCUGGAUGCGGGCAUCAAGGCUUACAUAGGAGGAAUCUGCAUGGACAUGGCCAUGGUGGUCACCAAGUCAGAUAAAUUGAACCUGGAGGAGUACAAGAGGGAAAGGGGAAAUAAAGAUGUUCCCAUUAAGAACAAACGCGAUGCCAUUUUGGAGAGGAAUGAAGAUGUGAAGCGGAAGAAGGAAAAAAGCAUGAAGGAGAAGCUGAAGAGAAGGCUGCUACCUGAUUCAGAACUUCUCCUCAAGCCCCAUCUGGUUUAUACGGUCAGCGCCACAGAGUUCUGGGAGGCAGCACAUCUCAGCCCAGAAGAAACAGAGAUACCAGAGCUGAGGAAAAACAUCAGGAGGAUCUAUCUGAACGAAAAGAAGAAGCUGGUGACGGACUACGUGAAUGAAGUUCUGGGCCUUCUCCUGCUUGCUGAGAACUUUGGAUCUGAAGAACAUCUUUUGGAGCAGCAUUUUCAGGAGAGCGGCGUGGAGGAGUUCAUGAACAAGGAGAUUGACACUUUGGGGAGGAAUCUUGAGAGAUGCUUCAGUGAAAUAGAACAGCCCCUUUGUGAUGGUGUUAAACAUGCCAGAACAAACUACAAGAAGAUUGUCGAUCGGAUGCUCACGAGAGAUGAUGGAUACAAAGGUUUCCACCGGACCCUGAAAGCGGUGUGCUUGAAGAAUGGUGUUUAUGCUUCUAAGGUGUUUGCACGCAUUGAUUUCAAUGAAAACCUUGCCAGACCUCUCUAUGAGAAAAUUGAAGGCACGUUUGGAGGCAUAUUCAGGAUCCAAAGGAUCACCAGAACCAGUCUGUGGGCCCAGCUGGAGAACUUUAAAGCUGCGGUUCAGGAGAAAAUACGCCAGAUUGGAAGAGACAACAAGCUACCAAAUGACCACACUAAGAUUAAAACCUGUAUUCAUGAAAUAGAUGUCAUCCUAAUGAAACUUAGACAAAAAAUCCUCACCAAGAAGACAGGCAUCUACCAGACUCUUCCAAUAGCCAUCCAAGAUGUUCUAAAGCCUCAUUAUCAAGAGGCCUCAAGAGUUAGUGGGUUCCAGUCCUGUCAGAAGAUGCAGGGAAUCCUCAGGGAGAAUAUUGAGAAAGAGGUGGCGAAGAAAAUGUUUGAGAAGGCCAAAUCAAAAAUGAUGAGUUAUUUUCUUGAACUGAAGGGAGAGAUUAUGGCGACUCUGGAAAAGGAAACUUCCGUUGUGCUCAAACUGAUCUUGUUGCAGCAUGAGCAGCUGGCUGUGAGGUUGCCAGAUAUUGAGAAUGAGUGUCGAGAAAUCAAGCGUCUCCACAGCAUGUUGCAAACUAUUGAUUAACAUGGAAGAGGUGACCAAGAUGCCAUUUCUUAAAAUACUGUCGGUAUGUUCUCUAACAUGGGUAUCCAAUUUGAUACUCUCCAACUGUUGAACUAUAACUCCCAUCAUCCCCAACCACAGUUUAUUGUGCCUUGGGAUGAUGGGAGUUGUAGUCCAACAACAGCUGAAGAGCCUUGGGUUGGCCACCCCAUUUGCUUUCAGUUGUGGGAAGGGCCUCAGUGAUUCUGGAGGCUUUACACACAGUCAUCUUCACGCUUUGUAUCAAAAGUAGCGGUGAAAGGGAAUUGAUGAGAAAGGGAGUUCCUUCCCAGCCUGUUUCAUUGGAUCUAAAUACAGAUUUUAAGACCUGAUCCCUUUUCUUUACAAAUGUUUUCUGGCGAUUUCACUGUAGCACCAUCCAUAUCAAAUACAGUUCAAGGACAGCUAUGCAGUGGUCAACUGAACUGUAACUCUGGGACCCGCAUCUCCUAAUCAAGAGCUGGAAUUUCCCCAAGGGCCCAAAAGAAGUAAGCAAUCAGUGAAGUCCGACAACUUAUUAAGAUCUUGUCACGCUCCUCCUGGGGUCGCCUAAGUGUGGGGAUUGGCAGGAUCUGUCAUGGCUCAGCUCAGCCUCGGAGUGUCCCCUGUGAGGGCUUGUUCUGCUCACAACACACACUGGAGAUGGAUGCCGCCCUGGGCCUCAGCCCCUAUCACAGAGCUCUUGCCAGGGCAAGUUCUCCUCAGCAACUGGCCCCUCAUCAUCAUCAUUAGCCUGGCCACUAAAAUGUCCCUGACAAUCAGAGCAAGUCCCACGAGAUCUUGGACCAAAAUCUCAUGAGACACCUCCAAUGCCCUGCAGGACAGUGCUGCUCUCCAGUGUCAUUGUGUUAUCCUCGCAAAGGGGCCAGGUUUAUGCGGGUUGGGCAGAACCACCCCCGAGGUCGGAGCUGCUUGGGACCACCAGCUCCAUGGCCAGGCUUUCAUGGAGGGCAGCCUCUAGAUCCUCGGGGCUUUGAGCCUUCUCCUGUCCGAUUCCCCCACUUUGGAGAAGUCCACCUAUAGUUGCCACCAGCUCAUCUGGUGGCAAUUCAGGGUUGGGACUUUCAUGUUCACCCCACUUCUAGUAGCCUUUAAAAGAGCUCUUAAGACACACUUACUUAAUCAAACUUUCGAUCAGCGUUGUGUUAAAAAUAAUGUAACUGUUUUAAUGGCUUGAUUUUAACUGUGGUUGUAUUGUUUUUAUUUUUCUUUAAACCGCCAUGAGACACUUAGCGUUGGUGGUAUAAAAAUGUAAUAAAUAGAAAAAAUAGACCUGUAUGCACAAAACCUUCCAUGCCUGUCUAUGGGCUUACUGAAAGGAGAGCAUCAAGGAGAGAGAGAGUCUGGCCUUGCUCUUCUGGCUCCCCUGGAGACAUCCCGAGGAAGGGGCCGGCAUUGCUACACACUGUGAUGGACCACGCUUUCUUCAGCUGCAAAGGCUGUGUAAUGUGCAGCAUUGAAUAAUUAAUUGUAAAUAUUAAGCAUUAAUUGUAAACCGCCCAGAGAGUUUUGGGUGGUAUAGAAAUAUUUUAAACAAACAAAUAAAUAAUAAACUCAUGCAGAAAGCCGAAAACAACCAAACCUGUGUUUAUGCUCUGUGGAGGAUCCACUUUGGUCCAGCCUUUAAGAACAUAAGUACAGCCCUGCUGGAUCAGUCCCACCAAGGCCCAUCUAGUCCAGCACCCUGUUUCACACAGUGGUGCACCAGAUGCUUCUGGGGAGCCCACAGGCAAGAAUUAUGUGCAUGCCCUCUCUCCUGCUGUGGCUCCCCUGCAACUGGGAUUUACAGGCAUCUUGUUUCUGAAGCUGGAGGUGGCCUUUAGCCACCAGAUUAGUAGCCAUUGAUAGACCUGUCCUCCAUGAAUCUGUCUAAGACCUUCUAAAGCCGUCCAGGCUGGUGACCAUCACCACAUCCCAUGGCAAAGAAUUCCAUAGAUUAAUUAUGCACUGUCUGAAAAAGUACUUCCUCCUGUCGGUCUUACAUUUCCCAACCUUCACUUUCAUGAGAUGACUCGUAGUUCUAGGGUUGUGAGAGAGGGAGAAAGAUUACUCUCUGUCCACUCUCUCCACUCCAUGCAUGAUUUUAUACACCUCAAUCAUGUCUCUCCACAGUAACCUCUUUUCCAAAGUAAAGAGCCCCAGAUGCUGUAGCCUAGCCUCAUAAGGAAGGUGCUCCAGGCUCCUGAUCUUCUUGGUUAGUCUCUUCUGCACCUUUUCCAGUUCUAAAAUGUCCUUUUUAAAAGAUUUGGUGACCAAAGCUGUACACAGUACUCCUAAUAAUUUUAAUAAUUUGUUUUAAUUACUGUUUUAUACUGUUGUUUUUAUUGUAUCUUGUGUAUUUUAUACAGUGCUGAUUUUUCCAUAUUUUAAAUCCUGUACACCACCUAGAGAUGUACAUAUCAGGUGGUAUUAAAAUAUGAUAAAUGAAUAAAAAAUGAAAUAAAUGUGGCUGCACGAUAGAUUUAUAUAAAUCUUGUAUAGAUUUCUAUAUUAAAACAUAAUAUUAGCA